AUGUCUAACAAUCAUCCACAACCUCUGUCACAAUCAAAUGAAAAUUUCAAUCAGUCAGAUUGGAAUCGAUCAGUAAAUCAAUGGAAUAGUCAUAAAUGUCGUAAACCGCUCAUCGAUUUGUCGCAUACUACAUACACACGACUGCAAACACAAAGUUUUGUGAAUAAAUUUGAUAAAUCUCUCACGAAACAAUUAAACACAUGUUCCUCAUCAUUCUCACACUCACCCUCACCAGCAACAUGUGGAAUUACCGAUCCAGCGAAUCUUACAAGACGUAAUGAACGAGAAAGAAAUCGUGUGAAAUUAUUAAACAUGGCAUUCGAUCGUCUACGAGCUGUGGUCCCAUGUCGUUCGGAUAAAGUAUUACAUGGACAAGAGAAUCCAUGUUCAAAUUCCAUUCCCCAAUCACCAACCUCGUCAUCAUCAUCAUCAUUGUGUUCAGGGAAUCCAUCAAUCAGUCACGUGAAUCAAAUGAAAACAUGUACCAGUCAUAAGCGAAAACAACACAAUGUCAUAAGCAAAUCAGCUGAAUUAUUUGAGAACAAUCAGAAUGAAGCAAGAUCAGGGACCUCCUGGUCAUCUUUCGAGCAAGUUAUGUCACCACACAGGAACAUAUCUAUGCUCGGAAGAGGAUCAGUAAAUCAGUUGUACCCGGCGCCGAUAUUUCCAACUAAUUGGGAUCCACAUAUCAAUACUUUAAAUAAUAACGAGCAGAAAAAUGAUGAUCUUGAUAUGAAGGAACGCACAUCGGCAUCAUUCAUCCAUUCAACUCCACAGAACAGACGAGUUGAGAAGACAUUCUGUACCGAUUCAAAUUCGCCAUCAUCAACAUCAGUAUUCUCAUUAACUUGUGAUGUGUCGAAUGAUUCCGGUUAUCAUAAUUAUCAAUCACAAUAUGAAUCAUUAUUACUGUCGUCUGCACAUCCACCUCAUUCGAUGUUGUCCAAAUGA
This is a messenger RNA of Schistosoma turkestanicum, 951 nucleotides long. The record is from the annotation of a GenBank genome assembly. Lineage: Eukaryota; Metazoa; Platyhelminthes; Trematoda; Strigeidida; Schistosomatidae.